AUGGAGGCUAACGGUUCUGGAAACUCCCCCUCGACGCCGAGCAAGGGGAAAGAAGCUUUGAUUAGAAUCGAGAGGAUAAUCAAGAAGUUGAACUUCGACUAUAACCUCGAAAUUCAGCUCCCUGACCUCAGCUUGACCCCGGCGAAGAGGAAGGAGAUCAGUGCUAAUAAUGAGCAGCUUCGUCGCUGGGACCAGAUUUAUAAUGCACUCCGGUACCUCUAUUUCCAGAGAGAUGGCAGCUUGGAGAUGGCAUUGGACUCUUUCCUCCUUGAAGCCAAAUCGAUUAGCAAGAAACGGUUUCAUAAACCUCAAGGGGAUCAGACAAUACUACCAUCGCCUAGCAUGGAUUUUCCCAAAGCAUCAACCCAAGAGCAGCAGAUCGAGUUAGAAAACCAACUAGUAAAAUCACUUAACUAUUUCAAGGACUCGAAAGUGCUCUCGAGGCAGAAAGUUUCGCCGAAGACAGAUAAAACACCUCGACAUCCGUUCCCCGAGCAACAGGACGGAUCCAACCUAUCUACCAAUCUCCCAUGGCCACCUCUAUCAAUUCCUCAAACACCUCAAAAGCAAUUAUCACAAAACUCUCCCAGCAACUCCCCUCCGUCUGCUGGUUCCAAGCGUUCAGUUGAUCUCUACGAGAGCUCCGAUGAUCGCGAUUCCAAGCGGACUAAGGGACUUCUCUUCCCUCUCUCCAAGCCUAAGCAAUUUUCCGGUGAGCUUGCCAACCCCUUUGACGAUGUACCUGGCCGACAACACCCUGGAGGGGGUCCACCGGCGCCCAUUCAAGCACAAGCACGGCCGUGGAAUCCUCUUCCUCCUAGCCAAUUUACAUCGUCGAGAAAUUCGACUGGCUCAGGCCUCUUCAGUCAGCGAGACGAGUUUCAGUCAACUCAGAGCUUGUUCCAGGCCAGUCUUCCAAAGAACCAAUUUACUUCCACACCUUCGGCGCCGAAGAUGACGUCUGCCUUCGCUACUAGUCGACCACUGCCCGUUAUAAGCCGGCCAGCUGGCUCGUCGAUCCGAGAGUCCGCAGUUUCACCGGCUAAGUCACUCAGCAGUUCUGAAAGUGAUUCCCGAUCCGAAUCGGACACUAACUCUUUCUCUGAUAUAUCCGAUUCGGAUAAUAACCGUGGUGGUGCUACAAUCCAGAACCCUCAUCCAUCUCUAGUUAUUAACUUCCGUCAACUAAGACUCAAUGCUCCGUCUAACCAUAGCCAUAUCCGAGCUAGGCUUCAAAAUAUCUGGCCCAAAUUCCCUCAAUGGCUCCACGAUGCCCCUCUUGCGGUUGUCUGGGAAGUUACUCGAAUAUGCCUGCAUUGCAAGGUUGAUCUUGAGGAGCCAAGCCUUCAUUAUAAUCCCAAGUGGGCCACAUCAAGUAUGACAGAGAUCUGGAGGUCGCUAAGCCAACUCGACGUCUUCCGUGGAAAGUCCUUUCCAGAACGGCCCUCAGCUGAAGUGUGGGAAGCUGCCCUUACCACCUUCGAGAAGAACGGGAACAGCGUUGUCAUGUCCGCAUCCCUGGAGUUCAACCCAGACAAGACCGGUCCACUCUUUUUGAUAGAUAUGAAGCCCCUACGAUUCGACGAAGGGUGUCGUCUAACUAGAUACUUUGGAUCGGACCGGUUUCUCGAAAUCCUGUUCCCCUCCCCUACUGCUUCUAACGCACCACCGAUCCUCAAGCAACAUAAUAAUGCUGAAGAGGUAAUCAAGUGGCUGACUGAGACCCCGCACUCUUUCGUUGGUCGACACUGGCAAGCGUUCUACUCAAAAGAUGCAGGGUAUCGCAAGCCAGCAAAGGAGUUUCGACUCGGCCAAGAGGCAGACCCAAUCUCCAAGGAACGUGUCCACUUCUUCGCGGAGGAUGGACACCGGUUCCGCCAGCCACUUCAUCCUACAUAUCUUUCUCCGCCUGACACAGUGAGCUCUCGGUUCCAGAUCAAGAUCAGCCAAAUGCUCGAUUGGCUUUUGCAGCUGGAGCACAACGAGGAUCAGCCGUAUCUCAAGCUCUUCUCCCGUAUCCAGCUAGGCUUGAGCAAGACAAUUCCUGCCUUGACCUUUGAGCCUCACCAGAUCAUACAUCGAGAGAAGGACAUAUUGUCCCCCAUUGGAAAGGUCAUGAAUGACGGUAUCGGCCGCAUGUCACGCAGUGUAGCCCGAAAGAUUCGUGACGCCCUUGGCCUAACCGACAUACCCUCUGCCAUUCAAGGCCGUAUGGGCUCUGCAAAGGGCAUGUGGCUGAUGGAUGUGGCUGACACUAGUGAUGAGGAUUGGAUAGAGACAUACCCCUCACAACGCAAAUGGCACUGCAACUGGAACGACCCAGCUCACCGCACACUCGAGGUCCGCAGCGUGCCGACCGAGCUGAAGCCCGCUGGUCUGAACCUCCAGUUCCUCCCCAUAUUGGAGGCUCAGGCGAAAGACAAGGCCCAGAUGAGAUAUGCAAUUGGAGAGAGGUUGAAGAAAGACCUUGAGACACAGUUCGAGCUGCAGAAGUCUGCUCUUAACCACCCGUUGAAGUUCAGACAGUGGGUUAACGAGGACUGGAGCAGCCGCUCUGAGCGGGUCAGGAAUGGACAGGUGCUGUUUUUGGGAGGCCUCCCUGAAAGCAAGCAUGAGACCCUCUUCUUCCUUCUUAACAGUGGCUUCGACCCAAAGAAGCAGAAAUACUUGCAGAAGCUGGCUUGGGAGCUCCAAUACCAGCGGUGUGAGCUGCUUAAGACCAAGCUCAACAUCAAGGUCGGCCGCUCGGCGUAUGUCUACAUGGUUGUAGACUUCUGGGGAAUGCUUGAAGAGAACGAAGUGCACCUUGGUUUCUCGUCCAGGUUCUGUGCCAACACCGACUUGGACCAAGAGUCCUUCACACUUCUUGCUGAUUGCGAUGUUCUGGUCGCCCGCUCGCCAGCACACUUUGUUAGUGAUGUGCAGAAGGUUCGGGCUGUGUUCAAGCCGGAACUUCAUGCCCUCAAAGACGUAAUUGUUUUCCCGUUAAAAGGAAAUGUCGCUCUUGCUGACAAGUUAUCUGGCGGCGAUUAUGAUGGUGACAUGGCUUGGGUCUGCUGGGAUCCUGACAUUGUCAAUAGCUUCACCAAUGCUGAAGUUCCUCCUGAACCUGACCUUUCAGCAUACUUAAGGAAAGACAAGACUACCUUUUCUGACUUGGUCGACCAUGCCCAGGCUGAGCUGGGAGUCCAAAAUUGCUAUGACCGUGGGCUAGCUCGUGAAAAGGCGGUUUACGAUAUGAUCACAAAGAGCUUCAUCUUUGCCAUGCAGCCUAGUUUCCUUGGUAUUUGCACCAAUUACAAAGAGAAGCUAUGCUACCGCAAGAACUGCGUCAGUGAUGAUGACGCUAUUAUCUUGAGCACUCUGGUUGGCAAAUUGGUCGACCAAAGCAAGCAGGGUAUCAUCUUCACAAAGGAGAACUGGGACCAAAUGAGGAAGGAUUACUGGUCACACUUAGGUGAACUAACGGACCCCGCAUACAAAGGCAACCAUUGGGAGGGUAAAGAUGACCCUGCUCACAUCAUCGAUUACCUCAAGUUCAAGAUUGCGAAGCCUGCCAUUGAUAGGGAGAUGGCAGCUCUGAAAGAGAAACUUGAUGAGAGUAAACAUGGUAGGCCCGCCCUGUCAUCGCUCUCCUCAAGCCAGGACAAUGACUCUGCACAAUUUUGGGACCCCGACCUCAUAGUCUACUAUAACGCAUUCAACGAACUUGCCCAGACAUCUCACUCCAUUCACGAACUGCUCGAAGCCCUACAAAAGCGUAUUAAGGAGGUCCACGAAGAGUGGGCCAAAGCCAUGAGCCCCAAGACAAGCAGCACCAAGAACCUCAGCUAUCAGGAGAAGGUGCGCCGCAUAUAUGAAAAGUGGCGUGCCAUCGAUUUCAAGUCAUGCACAACGGUUGGCUCCAACGGGUCCAUCUCUGAGUUGGCGAUCUUCCUGGAGCAGCCGUUUCUGGCCAACGGGUGCGCCGCAACCAGCUGCUGGGAGCUCUUAAAGGCUAGCACUGCCUUUAAAAUGUGCUAUCAUGGUAAGGCCAACUUUGUUUGGCAGAUAGCAGGCCGGCAGCUGGCCUUCAUUAAGGCGCAGAUGACCUGCGCAAAAGGGACUUCUGGCGAUGAAGAGCCAGUUCUGGUCACACCACUGAUGUACGCAGGAUUGGCACCGGAUGGCAAGUUUGUCAAGCAGUACAUGGCGCGGAUAGAGGGCGAGGGUACUUCGUACCCUGACCUGGAGGAUGGAGAUGCUGUUGGGGAGUGUCGUGAUGAUGCCAACAUCGCUGGCUGGGGCGGGCCGAGGUCUUGUUUCAGGGGGGAUGAUGUGGAUUGA
Messenger RNA from Thermochaetoides thermophila DSM 1495, 4326 nucleotides. RefSeq names its product RNA polymerase-like protein. NCBI's taxonomy places the organism in Eukaryota, Fungi, Ascomycota, Sordariomycetes, Sordariales, Chaetomiaceae. The transcript has 2 exons. The coding region runs from base 1 to 4326 and encodes 1441 amino acids. Gene Ontology annotation, molecular function: RNA-directed RNA polymerase activity. The record is from RefSeq and is a predicted model, not a curated record. Gene Ontology annotation, cellular component: nuclear RNA-directed RNA polymerase complex. Gene Ontology annotation, biological process: siRNA processing.